Cooperia oncophora is the source of this 504-nucleotide messenger RNA. NCBI's taxonomy places the organism in Eukaryota, Metazoa, Nematoda, Chromadorea, Rhabditida, Trichostrongylidae. The record is from the annotation of a GenBank genome assembly.
AUGGUUGGUACAGAUGUUGCGGCAAUAGAUGUGAACAUGGGAUGCCCAAAAUCCUUCUCAAUUCAUUGUGGUAUGGGAGCCGCCCUCCUGACCCAAGUGGAUAAAGUCAAAGAGCCCUCCGCUACACUGAAUCUAGUCCGAGAAAUCGAAAAGUGCGGUGUUGCCGCCCUGGGAGUCCAUGGACGGAGGCGAGACGAACGUGAUCCACAUCCGUGCCGGAUAGAUGAAAUUCGUGAAGUUGCACGGACUGUUAGUAUACCAGUGAUUGCCAAUGGCGGUUCUGGCACUAUCAACUGUUAUGACGACAUCCUAAAAUUUCGAGAAGAAACAGGAACCUCAUCGGUGAUGAUCGCCCGAAAAGCGCUCUCGUGCCCAUCAAUAUUCCGACGUGAAGGAGUGUUGCCGUUUGAUGAAGAUGUAAAGAACUUUUUAGAUAUGGCAUGUGAAUACGAUGAAAACUACACUAUGACCAAAUAUGUUGUACAACGGAUACUUGGGAGUAAC